This is a messenger RNA of Micropterus salmoides (largemouth bass), 1881 nucleotides long. It is a transcript of the gene stc2b, whose product is annotated as stanniocalcin 2b. Lineage: Eukaryota; Metazoa; Chordata; Actinopteri; Centrarchiformes; Centrarchidae. The transcript is spliced from 6 exons. Bases 442 to 1266 code for a protein of 274 amino acids. The record is from RefSeq and is a predicted model, not a curated record. Gene Ontology annotation, cellular component: extracellular region. Gene Ontology annotation, biological process: intracellular calcium ion homeostasis. Gene Ontology annotation, molecular function: hormone activity.
AAAUUGUAGCAAACCGUUUUAUUCAAUGGAAACCGUGGUUCCUUGAACACCCUGUUGUGUACGCAAGCGCAAUGUAUUUUCCUGCCUUUUUAAAACGGUUGUGUUUACUAACUUAUCGCAGCUGAUUGGGUAACACCUGUGACAAGCCCACCAAACGGGAGAAUACAUACCUUGAAGCCCAUUGCAGAAUGUUGCACAGCGUUUCAAGUCGUUCAAUCCCCAAACGUUGCAAAACGUUUUGAGAUUGAACUUGCCCUAGGGCUUCGUUUCAGUUGUACAUGUUCCCGAACCAGCUUCGCAAACUAAACUGGAGCUUCAGAGUUUCAGAGUGACCAGACUGGGGACCUGAAUAACUGAGCCAACAUAUCAAUAAUACAGGCUGUGGUGGACUCAGAGGACGAGCCAAGAACAGAACUCAGCCUGGUAGCAUUAACUGAUGAGAUGCUGGAGACACGAGACCAAUCACAACAAUCACAUCUACAUGUAGAGCCGACCAGGGCUCCACAAGUGCUGACCGUGGAUCCGCACCACGAUGUCCAGGAGAAAUAUGUGAGCCAGACCAAAAGACGCCUCUCUCUGCAGAGCACAGCAGAGAUUCAGAGUUGCCUGGUGAGUUCAGGGGAUGUCGGCUGUGGGACUUUUCAGUGUUUCAACAACAACUCCUGUGAGAUCCAAGGCCUGCAUCAGAUCUGUCUCACUCUGCUGCACAACGCCGGACGCUACGACUCACAGGGCAAGUCAUUUGUGAAGGAUGCGUUGCGGUGCAUGGCGCUGGGACUGCGGCAGCGCUUUAGCUGCGUAAGCCGCCGGUGCUCGGCUGUAAAAGAGAUGGUGUUCUCUCUCCAGAAAGAGUGCUACUCCAAACACCAGCUCUGCUCGGCGCUACGGGGCCACUUGGACACCAUGGGAAACCUGGUCCAGUUCCAACUGAUGUUUCCCCUUGGACCAUACGUGGAGCUGAUGAACUUCUUGUUGAACUGUGGGGACGAGGUCCGGUUGUGGGUUGGACGACGGCUGCGCGGGCAGUGCGAACAACACUGGGGGGCGCUGUGCAGCAGCUUUGGCAGCACCUGUUUUCUUAGCCAAUCAGACGCUCCACAGCACACCACCGUCCCACCACCAACCGCGACCUGGACUAUCACCACUCAAGGAGCCCUGCAGCAGCCAACCAAAGCAACCGAAGUAGAGGACAGGAGCGGGCUCAGUCAGGUCCACAACGCCACAGAAUCUGGUCUACCAGAGAAAUCCAAUGUUACUGCUUCAUAAACAGUCAGACGAGUUACACAGAGGUGCAGACAGGGUACGCAAAUAUCAUGCACUUAUUACUAUUAUAUCGGUAGAAUGAGUAAAAGUAGUUGUAGUAGUUUCAUCAGACUAUUCAGUGCAGUAUUGCUGGCGAAAGCAAUGCAACAUAACGUAUUUAAUCUGUUGGGUAUUUGUACUAUAUUGUUUUUUUCUUUACAUUUUACUUUGUCAAAGAUGAAAACCAAUUAUCUACCUCACUUCAACAUCACAGUAAACCACAGUGGCAGCAUCCUUCAGCAAAGGGUGUGGACGCACGCGAGUAAACACUACAGGGAAGUUGUCUCUAGCUCAAGCACAGCUGAUGUCUGUUUUUGUAUUUAUGAGGAUUGUUAUAUUAUGCACACUAUCAAACGUUAUCUUGUAGACAGUGAGGGUGCAGUCUGCAGGAAGGGAAGCACUCUUUGGUUAAGACGUCUUAUAAAUAUAUAUUUUUGAUGCUCCACUUGAACGAUCACAUUUCAUACAGACCCCAGGUUUCAAGCUAUGUUUUUUAAGUUUUUAUUUAAAUGAAUGUAAAAACACAUUUGUAAGCAUUUUUGAUUUAAAUUAAAUAAACUACAAUGAUGUCAGUGGAGA